AUGCGAUGCGCGAGCAAGGCCGCCGAGAGCGCGUCCGCACGUCUCUGUGCGGACGCCGAAGCAGAAACCACAGCAACUGAUGUCUCAUCGGUAGCUGAAGCGACCCAGCCUGUGUCACUUAGUGAUGCAGGCGCUUGUCAUGAAGACACUCAUGUCUUCACAGAGUAUGAGCUCGGUGUCUCAUACUCUCCUGAUACGGAAGACGGAUCCGUAUCGACGGCGAUCGAAACCAAGCCGUCUGCCAAGUGUGCCAUGGAUGAUGCUAUGCGUCGUAGCAUCUUUGAUUCAUCUGACUGA
Peronospora matthiolae is the source of this 297-nucleotide messenger RNA. The record is from the annotation of a GenBank genome assembly. NCBI's taxonomy places the organism in Eukaryota, Oomycota, Peronosporomycetes, Peronosporales, Peronosporaceae.